Saccostrea echinata is the source of this 1066-nucleotide messenger RNA. Its product is annotated as partner of bursicon-like. The transcript is spliced from 2 exons. Gene Ontology annotation, cellular component: bursicon neuropeptide hormone complex; extracellular region. Lineage: Eukaryota; Metazoa; Mollusca; Bivalvia; Ostreida; Ostreidae. Gene Ontology annotation, molecular function: neuropeptide hormone activity; G protein-coupled receptor binding. Bases 230 to 676 code for a protein of 148 amino acids. The record is from RefSeq and is a predicted model, not a curated record. Gene Ontology annotation, biological process: G protein-coupled receptor signaling pathway.
AUAUGGUACUAAGUGGGUUAAGCAGUGAUCAGGUAGAUUGAAACUUUUUGGAUUUCUCCGGAAGAAAUUAAUUUCAUUGAAAACUCUGUUUAAAGAACGAAUUCGGGCAAAAACAAGGAUUAUACGUGAAAAAAAAAGAUUUUCUUUUUUUACAUUAAAAAUUUUCCACUGACAAUUAAUAAUAAUAUAAUAACUGAUAUUGACUACUAUCACGCUACAGUUUUAAGACAUGGUUUCUUGUCAUCUGUCCAUUUUUCUCGGAUUUUUGGUGUGCUUCCGGUCUACAGAUGGAUCCCGCUUCCGGUCUAGCGCAGGGUCUCGUUUUGGUGCUUUUAGAAGACCCCAAGCACAUGACUCAUGCAACACAAAGAGGAUAGAAAUGGACAUUACAAGAACUAUGUCUGUAACGUACAAUGGCGUACAGAAAACUGUGGAAUGUGUGGCAAGGCCCUCCGUCAACGAGUGUGAGGGAGUAUGCCAAUCUAAAGCAGAACCAAAUGUCAGCACGUUCCCAGAUCUUAAAAAGGAUUGCAAAUGCUGUAAAGAGGGGCGUCUACUGACACGACAAAUCGUCCUAGAUGAAUGUUACGAAAACGGUAUCGUAUUGCCAGGCCUACGUCCUUCCACUUCCAUUACAGAACCGGCGGAUUGUGCAUGCUUCCCUUGCAGAAAUUAGACAUUUUGGUGACUUUUUCUCUUCUGCUGAGUAUUGGAGUGGAAAUAUAAAGAAACGUUCUCAGUUGGACGACAAUUUGUGAUUGUCAAAAUUAACAAUGUAUUAAGACAGAAAGAUAUAUUUUUUUAAAAGUGAUUUAGGAUAAAAUUAUGCACUUCAGUCAACUGAAUGUUCACUGGAAGGUUUGGAAAGAUGAGGGAAUUGCAAAGCUCUGCCAUCAGGCCAUCUUUCAGUAAAUAUUUAUUCACCUUUCAGUUAACUGAAUGGUAUAGUUUAAGCAUGUGAUUACAUAACAUUCAAAUGUUUUCAAUUUCCUUUACACGUGUUAAUCAACGUUUUAUAGCUAAUUUAGAGGCUAUUGAACUUCAUAAAAAUAAAGUGAUGAAAUGG